Messenger RNA from Manis javanica (Malayan pangolin), 1627 nucleotides. It is a transcript of the gene DNAJB5, whose product is annotated as DnaJ heat shock protein family (Hsp40) member B5. Lineage: Eukaryota; Metazoa; Chordata; Mammalia; Pholidota; Manidae. The record is from RefSeq and is a predicted model, not a curated record. Gene Ontology annotation, cellular component: cytosol. Gene Ontology annotation, molecular function: protein-folding chaperone binding.
UAGCUUCUGUGCGUGUGUCUAUCAGUCCAUGGUGCCAUCUCACUCAGCAGGGCCUCUCUGGGGGUUCCUCAGUCUGGCCCAGGGACCUGGGCCUUAGCUCGACUCCAAGAAGUUGGCUACAGCCCCAGCUUCCUGCUAGGAAAACCCAGGAGCUGAGGAAACAAUCACAGAAUCCUAAAAUGUCAGAGCUGGAAGAGAUCAUCUAGUCCCAACCUUUCAUUUUACUGAUGGGGAGACAGAGGCCCACAGAACAGGCAUAACCUGCUGAAAGUCACACAAAACAAGGAGACCAGUGCUGGUCCAGUGGCUGUGAUGGGGAAGGAUUAUUACAAGAUUCUUGGGAUCCCUUCGGGAGCCAAUGAAGAUGAGAUUAAGAAAGCCUACCGGAAGAUGGCCCUGAAGUACCACCCAGACAAGAAUAAAGAACCCAAUGCUGAGGAGAAGUUUAAAGAGAUUGCAGAGGCCUAUGAUGUGCUGAGUGACCCUAAGAAACGCGGCCUGUAUGACCAGUAUGGGGAGGAAGGCUUGAAGACCGGCGGUGGUCCCUCAGGUGGCUCCAGUGGCUCCUUUCACUACACAUUUCAUGGGGACCCCCACGCCACCUUUGCCUCCUUCUUUGGUGGCUCCAACCCCUUCGAUAUCUUCUUUGCCAGCAGCCGCUCCACUCGUCCCUUCAGUGGCUUUGACCCAGAUGACAUGGAUGUGGAUGAAGAUGAAGACCCAUUUGGUGCCUUUGGCCGCUUUGGCUUCAAUGGGUUGAGUAGGGGUCCAAGGCGAGCCCCAGAACCACUGUACCCUCGGCGCAAGGUGCAGGACCCGCCUGUGGUGCAUGAGCUGCGGGUGUCGCUGGAGGAGAUCUACCACGGCUCCACCAAGCGCAUGAAGAUCACAAGACGGCGCCUUAAUCCUGACGGGCGAACUGUACGCACAGAGGACAAGAUCCUGCACAUUGUCAUAAAGCGUGGCUGGAAGGAAGGCACCAAGAUCACUUUCCCCAAAGAGGGUGAUGCCACACCUGACAACAUCCCUGCUGACAUUGUCUUCGUGCUCAAAGAUAAGCCGCAUGCACACUUCCGCCGAGAUGGCACCAACGUGCUCUACAGUGCCCUCAUCAGCCUUAAGGAGGCACUGUGUGGCUGCACCGUGAACAUUCCAACCAUUGAUGGCCGAGUGAUCCCAUUGCCCUGUAAUGAUGUCAUCAAGCCAGGCACCGUGAAGAGACUCCGUGGGGAGGGCCUUCCUUUCCCAAAGGUGCCCACCCAACGAGGAGACCUCAUUGUCGAGUUCAAAGUUCGCUUCCCAGACAGACUACCACCACAGACACGACAGAUCCUUAAGCAACACCUACCCUGUUCCUAGGCUCUGCCCCAGCCGGCCCAGAGUCUACCACAGCAAUACCCCCCCACUCACCCAGCCUGUUGUGCACCCAGCCUGACGUCCACUGGACACUGGCAACUUUUUCUAAAAUGCAAAAAAAGCCACUGGUUUUCAGGAAAAUGUUCCUAUCCCUGACACUUUGAGAGCUGGGCUGCCUUGGGGGAGUGGGAGGGAAGUGGGGAGAGGUAGCCCAGGUCAGGGGUCAAUUUUCAUGUCACUAGCUUUGAAAUCUAGUUUCCACUCCAGUAGC